AUGUCAACUAUUGCCAGCAAGAUCUUACCUAGAACAAAUAACGGCACUGGCGCAUUUGUGCUUCAAUGUCGCAAGAUGGUAUUUAACUACUGCGAGAAAUGGGGAAGCAACAAGGGCAUGGUUGAAUAUAUCAAGAAAGAUCUCGCCGAAUUCGCAAAGCAACACCCUCAAAUAGAAAUUGUCGUUCAACCUAGACCAGCUCAUCAUCCCAUUGUCCGUGGAUACUACUUAAACGGCCGUGAUAAAGUCAUUUGUACCCGCAAUUUAACACCUGGAGAAAUCAACACUAAAGUAGAACUCUUGAGAGACUCAAGUGGCGAAAAGAUCAAAAACUUGACCAAGAAGCCUGUCAUCUCUACAACCGAAAGUGUUCGUGGCAUCUGGUCACCAUUCAAUUCUAACCCUCACACCAUUUAA
Molecule: messenger RNA, 417 nt
Organism: Mucor velutinosus
Lineage: Eukaryota; Fungi; Mucoromycota; Mucoromycetes; Mucorales; Mucoraceae
Exons: 3
Coding region: 1-417 (138 amino acids)
Biological process (GO): mitochondrial translation
Cellular component (GO): mitochondrial large ribosomal subunit
Molecular function (GO): structural constituent of ribosome
Source: RefSeq, a predicted model, not a curated record